AUGGCUUUCGUGAGAAAUAUAUUGGGUGCAAAGAAGCUUCUUGGCCGCUCCAUCUCAGCAGCUUCCACGAGCAAAAGAGUAGCCUCGGCGGCACCAAAAGGCUUUCUUGCGGUGUACGUAGGAGAGGGUCAGAAGAAGAGAUAUGUGGUGCCAGUCUCAUACCUGAGCCAACCUUCAUUUCAAGCUCUUCUCAACAAAUCAGAAGAAGAGUUUGGGUUCAAUCAUCCAAUGGGUGGCUUAACGAUCCCUUGUCCUGAAGAUAUCUUCAUCACUCUGACGUCUCGGCUCCAAUGAUGACAAUUCAACAUAUUGUUCUUUGAGUUACAGAUAGACUUCUUCCUUGUAAAUAGAGGAUUUUUUUUUUUGUUUCUCUUUCUUCUUGAUAGAGUUGUUCUAAACGUUUUGAAAGUAAACACAACCUUUCUGUUA
Molecule: messenger RNA, 429 nt
Organism: Brassica napus (rape)
Lineage: Eukaryota; Viridiplantae; Streptophyta; Magnoliopsida; Brassicales; Brassicaceae
Product: auxin-responsive protein SAUR21-like
Exons: 1
Coding region: 1-294 (97 amino acids)
Biological process (GO): response to auxin
Source: RefSeq, a predicted model, not a curated record